CAGCGAACACCUGUUGUUGUCUGUUGUCUCAAAUCGCUGAACAUCCGAAUACGUUUAACGUCCAGUUUGCCAGUAUCGUGCUUGGAAAAUUGUCGUGUGUAUAAAUGUCAGUGACAGUGUAAAUUUUUUUUUUUGGAAAUAUUAUCUGCAAAAUGAGGAUUCUAGUUCCCUUAACACUCUGUAUAGCCCUGGCAUCGUGCCAAAGCAUGAUGGACAACAUUUUCCAGAGACAAACCAUGAGCUACACCACCAAUGUUGUCCAUCCAGACCAGCACUCGCAGAGCUCUGUAAGUGUGAGCUUUAAUCCGACAACAAACGAAAAAAUUCCCAGGUACACGACAUCGUUCAAAAAAGCGCCAACCUUUGCUAGUGCCAACGCUAAAAACACCAACACGCAACUCUUUAACGUUGGUUACAGCGUAAGGUUCAAGAACCCUGUAGCUAGACAAGUUGCAAGCCCGAGCAGGCCGAAUUUGGACGAGGGGGAAAUCAUUACGGGGACGAGGAAAGCCAACGAGCAAGUGGCGAUACCACAAUCUGCAAACAGUUUGACAGAUGACAGUGGAAGUAAGCCAACUUUUGAGGCUUUAGAAGCGAAGCCAGAGGACCUGUAUUUAUCCCCCACAACUCAGCAAUACUUGAAGAAUUUGGAGGUGGGUAAACCAACCAUCAGUGCUACGGAGGAGGCCAGAAAAUACCAACAGAAUUAUUCGUGGAGGAACUUGGGGCCUUCCGCUGAAAUAAUCAGAAGCAGCGAGAUCCCAUUGAAUCACCAACCGAUUUUUAACCAUGCCAGCGCCUUGGGAAGAAGCCAAACAUUCGACUUUACCAAUGGGGUGAACGACCAACACCAACAACAACAAGCAAGCAGUCUGGUGCCAACGUACAACCCCUAUCAAAGCAAAACGCAAUUUUUACCACCAAUUUCUCAGCAUAUACACACCAAAUUAAAUCACAUCAACCAAAUACCAACAAGUAUGCCACAAGUAAACACUGGAAGCUAUAAUUUGCCAGUCGACACAAGUCUACUGAGAGAUCCAUAUCUAACAACAAACAUGCAAAGUGUUCCAAAUGACAACAAAAUGAUCCCCAUACAUUUCAACGUAAGACCAUUAGAAGACGCAAUGAAAAACCAAUUCAACCUGAACAAAUUUGAUCCCUACCAUUCAGGAGAAGACUCCUAUGCCUACCAACAACAGUAUGUAUCACCGCAACCACACCAAUAUCUCCACCAGAAGAAAGAAGACGAUUUUAGGGACCCCUACUUCCAACACAACCAAGAAACCGUCGAGAAUAACUCCUACAACCACAAUAAAUUCCAAUACAAAAUCUACGGCAAACCGCAGCCACUUAAAUCCUACAAAUUUUCGGGCUACAAAACCAUAAGCAAAGAUUUGUUGAAUAACCAUAGGCAACCCCGGCAAAACCCAUACAAAUAUCUCAUGAGGCCUCACCACUUCAAACAGCCGCAAUUCCAGAGAAGAAUUUCUGUUGAUUAUUUUUAAGUUUAAUUUUAGUUCUCACUAUAACGCCAAAUAUGUAAGAAUUUUUACCAGAAGAUGCGAAUCUUUGAUGUAAGUUAAGUCCACUAAUACAAUGUUUAUAGACUGCUAGAUAAUUUAAGAAUAUUUAUUUAAUAAACUAAACGGUAUAAUUUUGUUG
This is a messenger RNA of Brassicogethes aeneus, 1662 nucleotides long. Lineage: Eukaryota; Metazoa; Arthropoda; Insecta; Coleoptera; Nitidulidae. The record is from the annotation of a GenBank genome assembly.